AUGUUGUCUACUCCUCAUUUCGAGUUUGCUUUUGCUUGUUUUGUUUUUUGUAGAAAGGUCCACAUUCGCAGUCAUAAAUCCUUUGAUUCAAAGUUGGAGAAAGGGGUACACAAUCGAUCGUCUCCAUCGUGCAGGGAGGAUUUCCAGAUACAGAGAAAAGCAUCCGAACAACAAUUUCGUUCCUAUUCCCAACAAGCCCUUUGUCUUCAUCGGACCUGCAAUACGCAACCGCUUCUUUUUCCCUGCUCUUUCUCUGACACUGAGCAUCACCAAUUUGCAACCUUAUGCCUCAUAUUGGAAAACGAAGUUUGUUAUUCAAAUAAGGGAGAAUCAGGAUAUUGCAUUGAAGAGUGUCAAGACACCACCAUGAAUGAGCUAUAGAGAAAAGUGAGAAAGAAGGAGAAAUAGAGGAAGAGAAAGGCAAAAUGAAAAAGAAAGAGAUGAAAGUAUGAGGAUAAGGAGCAGCAGACGUCAGAACUGGGAUAAAUAUGCAAUUGUUGAUUGUUGAACAUUGAGGCUUCUUCUAAUUCAUGCUUCUGAUUGGGUUUCAUCUUACCACCUGCUUAUGAGAUUGAAUUUUCAAGUGGAGUAUUAAUAUGCACUAAUACUAUUUGUUCAUGUAUCUGGUCUCAUCUGAACAUUAGUUUUUAUUCUCCUGAGUUAGAGGAGAGGAACUCAUGGAUACUUGGUUGUUAUUUUAGCACUUAAAACACCUAAAUAUAUGAGGAGAGGAUAUUCCUUUGGGGAGGAAGAGGUUAGUCUUCUGACUUUUCUUAAUGAUGUGCCCAAGAAGGAC
Messenger RNA from Lactuca saligna, 796 nucleotides. The record is from the annotation of a GenBank genome assembly. Lineage: Eukaryota; Viridiplantae; Streptophyta; Magnoliopsida; Asterales; Asteraceae.